UUGCUUGCACAAUUGUUCAAUCUAACCCUUCUGACUGAGACAUCAACACCAGCCCAGCAUCAUCUACUUGCUAUGCAUAAAAUAAGGUUAUUUAGAAUUUUUGGCAAUGGAUUCAAAAACUGCGGGAAAGGCAUGGUACUGAAUUGUCAUCCCAUACUAGAUGGAUGCAAAAUCAAUGCUAAUACAGGUGCCAGGAUGUUGAACCCAUCUAUACUAGCAUACUGGUAGUAUUGAUUUGUACCGGCCUAUAUUGGUGCCUACUGACGUACCAUAGGGAUCAGUCAAUGGUUAUUCAUUGAUUUUAACGCGAUAAGUUUAUUUUUAUUAUUUGGCCAGACUGUACCGAUUCUGGAUUAUAUUGAGGGCAUAUGAUUUGGUAUUGGUAUUUAAAAUCAGCCUUUAAUUUAUUUUUGUUAUUAUUAGUUUUUUUUGCUUAAACUUUGAUCUUGCCAUUGUUGAAGGUACACAAAUUAGAGAGCUUGUUAGGUUCUUGUAAACUUAAACCAUCUGAUUUGGAGUUAAUUAACCCUAUCCCAGUUAUAUGAGCGUGUAUGCUUUUGUUCUUCAUUUCUUUAAAUUUUCCUUCUUGGCAAUAAAUAUGGUGGUUGAUGGCUCUCCUUUCCCCUCACAAAAAAGAGAAGCUGCAUGCGCGCAAACAAGAACAUAAUAUGCAGACAUGUUUUUUUCUUCCGUGAUGGGUUAACAAUCAGAAGUAAUUCAUGCUUUUGUGAUGUUUCCAGAAUCCAUUUAAUUGCUACUUGCUAGAAUUAGUUGACUUCUUUAUUACACAGGGAUUGUUGUGGGCAUCAGAACAGAACCGGUGCGUCGAUUAUCUCUGCAAUGUUCUUCGCUAAUUUUAUGAUAAAGUCGACAUUUGCACUAUGUUUUUAUGAUCAUUUUUGUAUUUAAAAGUGAAAAUUCAACCACUAAUGAUCUUGCUAUAUUGGGAAACCAUCUCAACGCCAUAUUUUUCAUAUAUCAGCAACUACGCCAGAAACUCUAAGCAUUCUAUUGAAUCGAAAAACUAAACCAAAGCGUUGACCACAUGAGUAGGCUGAGAAUUUUUUUUUAAUAGAAGUUUAAUAUGGUUUAAAUAUCUAGGAGAUACACCUCUAGUGGAAUUGCAAUAUCUGAGAGAAGUUUAGCAUGGGUUAGUUUUUCGAUUCCUGCAUGGAGUUUCCAACGUAGUUGCUUUAUGAACAAUAUGGCGUUGAGAUAGUUUCCAUCAUAGAGACUUCUUUAUUUUCUUUUCUGGGCACCUAUUGGCAGCUAGGCUCCUAAUUCUAUUACCGUCUUUUUCUUAAUCUUCGUUUCUUGACGUCUUUAGACUCCUCACGAGCCUCAAAGUCCUCUUAAGAGAAGAAGGCUACCAAAUUAGGAACUCAAUAAAAUUCGUUCUCCAACCAUCGCUAUCUCGGACUUCGCGGACCAAAAAAGCAUAAAUAUUCCAUGCUUAUUCUAUCUAGCAAAACCCAAGCUUCCUUCCUUUCCCCUACUUCUUUUCUACUCCGCCCUCUUCUUCUGCUAUUCUUCUGCAAUACUAUUGUGGUAUCCAUCAUGGGCCGGCGUAAGAUCGCCAUUGAAAAGAUCCCAGAGACACAGCAGCGGCAGGUCUGCUUCUCCAAACGGCGGAAGGGGCUCUUCAAGAAGGCUGCUGACAUCUGCGCCGCCUCCCGUGCUUGCUCAAUCGCCAUCGUCAUCUUUUCCGCAGUGGGCAAUUUAUUCACUUUUGCUCACCCCGGUGUUGAAGCCAUAUCUAGACGAUUCUUAGGCAACGAAGCACUUAUCGACCAAUUGUCUAACAAGGAACCAGAAAAUACCCAUGCAGCCAUUGGUGAUGAUGGAAAUUCCUGUCAGGACGAAUCAGAUGACGGUUUUGAUGUUAGUGACGGAGAAUCAGAUUGUGGUGAUGAUGAGGAGAUGAUGAUAACGGAUAACGACAGAGAAGAGACAGUAAAGCAGGACGUGGGAAGGGAAGAGGAGGAGAAGGAAGCCAGAGAAGAGGUGAUGAGAAAGGAUAACAAUAGAGAAGAGACACUAAAACAGGAGGUGGGAAAGGAAAAGGAAGAGAAGGAAACUAGAGAAGAGGCACAGGAAAUACUGGAAGGCGAUCAGUUCUGGUGGAACAAGCCAAUAGAUGAUCUCAGAUUGGAAGGGCUGCUGGAGCUGGAGAAGUCUAUCAUGGAGCUACGAGAUAAAGUUCGCGACAGAGCUGGUUUUCUCCUUGCAGAGAAGCCAUUAAGUCUAUGUUCAUGGAAUCACAAAUAAUUGUAUGCUUCUUCUUUUUAUUUUAUUUUUAGUUCUCUUUGGUUUUCUUUUCUUUUAUUGCUCCAGAGUUGUGAGAGUAUGAGUCUUUGGAUUGCCUUCUUCUGUUUCCCGGUAUCGAAGGCUUCCCAGCCGCUACUAAGAUGCGUUUUGCUAA
Messenger RNA from Phoenix dactylifera (date palm), 2422 nucleotides. RefSeq lists its product as uncharacterized. Lineage: Eukaryota; Viridiplantae; Streptophyta; Magnoliopsida; Arecales; Arecaceae. Gene Ontology annotation, molecular function: RNA polymerase II cis-regulatory region sequence-specific DNA binding; protein dimerization activity; DNA-binding transcription factor activity, RNA polymerase II-specific. The record is from RefSeq and is a predicted model, not a curated record. Gene Ontology annotation, biological process: regulation of transcription by RNA polymerase II.